GACAUGCCCGAGCGGCGUCGCUGACAUCAACAAUAGUCGGCGGCGGGCGGGGAGCGAUCGCGGGCGGGGAGCGGCGGGCGCAGCGGCGCCGAGUGUGUUCUCCCUCUAUGGAGGGGCUGUACUCGCUGGGGGUGAGCGUGUACUCCGACCAGGGCGGCAGGAAAUACAUGGAGGACGUGACCCAGAUCGUGGUGGAGCCCGAGCCACCGGCCGAGGCGGAGCGCGGCCCCCCGCACAAAGGUGGAGCGGCGGCCGGAGGAGGCCCGCGCCCAGCCGAUCCCCUCGCCGAGAGCGGCCGGCGAAGAGGAGGGAGCCCGCGGGCGCCAGAGGAGGGAGCGCUGCCGCCCGGCCCCGGCUCUGGCCGGCGCCCGCGUCGCUCCGUGGCCUUCUUUGCCGUGUGCGACGGCCACGGCGGGCGGGAGGCGGCCCAAUUCGCCCGGGAGAACCUGUGGGGCUUCAUCAAGAAGCAGAAGGGUUUCUGCUCGGCGGAGCCGGCCGCGGUCUGCGCGGCCCUGCGCAAGGGCUUCAUCGCUUGCCACCGGGCCAUGUGGAAGAAGCUGCCAGAGUGGCCGAAGACCAUGACAGGUCUCCCAAGCACAUCUGGAACUACUGCCAGUGUGGUCAUUAUCCGCGGGUCAAAGAUGUAUGUCGCUCACGUUGGCGAUUCCGGAGUGGUGCUGGGAGUCCAGGAUGACCCCAAAGAUGACUUUGUGAGAGCUGUGGAGGUGACGCAGGACCACAAGCCAGAACUUCCCAAGGAAAGGGAGAGGAUUGAAGGCCUUGGGGGCAGUGUGAUCAACAAGUCUGGUGUGAACCGUGUUGUAUGGAAGAGACCUCGCCUGACUCACAAUGGCCCUGUGCGCCGCAGCACUGUCAUUGACCAGAUUCCCUUCCUGGCAGUUGCCAGAGCACUUGGUGAUCUCUGGAGUUAUGACUUCUACAGUGGUGAAUUUGUUGUCUCUCCUGAACCUGACACUAGUGUGCACACAAUUGAUCCCCAGAAGCACAAAUACAUUAUCCUUGGCAGUGAUGGACUGUGGAAUAUGAUCCCACCUCAAGAUGCUAUCUCCAUGUGCCAAGAUCACGAGGAGAAAAAAUACUUCAUGGGAGAGCACCGCCAGUCGUGUGCCAAGAUGUUGGUGAACAGAGCCCUGGGCCGCUGGAGGCAGCGCAUGCUUCGUGCAGAUAACACCAGCGCCAUCGUCAUCUGCAUCUCCCCGCUGCAGGACAGCAAAAGCAACUUGGAAAAUGAAGAGGAAUUGUAUCUCAACUUGGCAGAGAGUCCCUGCUAUAGCAGCCCUGAUAUGAAUGCCAUGACACCCUCCCGCUGCUGCACUCCCCCUGUCAAGCUUUUAGAAGAUGACCCAUGGCCACGACUGAAUGCUUCUGAGCCUGUUCCUCCCCUCAUGCACAGCAACAUAAUAUCAGAAAGAUAUUUAGAGCUGCCAAACGAGAUUGCCAGAAGCAGUUCACCUUCAUCAGGAGCAGCCCUGAAGGAUUCAGGCCCGCAAGAGGAGAAAUGCAGCAAAGCCUUGGCUUUGAGGAUACAGGAAUCCUACAGCAAUGGUUUGUCAGUCAGUCUCCCUACUUCCAACCCCACAAAUUCAGGCAUGGACCAAAAAGGCUUCAAGGUGUCUUCUUCUAACGGCCAAACAAAAGCCCAAGACGCAGAGAGGACACCCACAGCGAACUUUAAAAGGACAUUGGAAGAAUCCAACUCUGGCCCAGCUCUCAAGAAGCCAAGACGUGGCCUGGGUCGAAACAUGAGCGUGCAGGCAGAAGGUAUGGCCCCAGCCCCCCCACGUAAAAGCUCCAAGCAGCUGACCAUGCGCCGCAGCCUGCGGGGCCAGAAGAAGCUCAGCAGUUCACUCUUCCACCCGCCCCGCAAAGCUCUCUGCGUCUGCUGAGGCCUCUCUGCCUAAGGAGGUGAUUUAUUUUUCUGUUGGUCUGAUUUUAGAGUUUGAAAGUUGGUGCAGAAGGUUUUUUGGAAACUUUUCCCCCCCCUGCCCUGUUUCAUCUCCCCCCCCUUUUUUUUUUUUUUUAAGUAGAACCUUGAGGUUUUUUGGUAUCCAACAGCUUUAUCCCAGCCUUGUUCUUGCUUGUAUUAUAACUGUGAAUUUUGUAGAUGUGUAGGGUAUAAGUCACUGUAAAAUGUGUGUAAAUUUGUAUUCCUUCAUAUAAAUGUAGUCUUUUCCUUGUAUAAUUGUUACAGCGAGGGGGGGAGGGGGGGGCUUAAACCUCGUUUUAACAAAAUCAAGACUCCUUUUUUUUUUCCUCUUUUCUUUUUUGGUUGUGGUUAAUUUACUAAAAUCCUGAAUUUGUAUUCUUGUGAGGAGAAUUUCACAAUGUUUUUAACUAAAGUAAAUUAUUAAACAGAAGAAUGGAAGAUAAUGUAUUUUCGUAGGGUGAUACCUUCCACCUAAAGUGUGUCUUUUAGAGAAUUACACCAGGUCUAUAUUUUACUUUUUAAACUUUAGAUUUCUCUACUCAAAAAAAAAAUCAAACAAAAGAUGAAAAAAAAAAAAACAACCUACAAGAAAAUGCACGAGGAAGCAGAGAUGUUGAGGCUUGCUUUUUUAACACAGCUCAAUGUCCAUUUCUUUAUGGUAAUUAAACUACUAUGCAGUAUCUUAUUUAGUUGUUGAUAUAUAUUUUUUGGGGGGGGUUGGGUAAUAUUGUCAAAAAAGAAGUAUUUAGCAAAAAAAAUGCAAUGUAUGUGGUUUUAAAACUCCCCAAAUCAUCCUAGGAAGCCAUUCCCUAUCCCCUGGUAUAAAUGAUGGCAUUUUUUAAACCCAGGCAUAAAGCUGGAGACGUGAAGUUUCUGCUAUUCCAAUACCAAUGGUGCUGCUAAUAUCCUUCAACAGAGGUUCUUAAAUUAUUUUAUGACUAUUUUCGUUCAGUCUGCGGACCAUGUGUAUGUUCACCUAAAUAAAACACUAAAAAAGUGA
Pogoniulus pusillus (Red-fronted tinkerbird) is the source of this 2948-nucleotide messenger RNA. It is a transcript of the gene PPM1D, whose product is annotated as protein phosphatase, Mg2+/Mn2+ dependent 1D. The transcript has 6 exons. Bases 108 to 1907 code for a protein of 599 amino acids. Gene Ontology annotation, biological process: peptidyl-threonine dephosphorylation; negative regulation of gene expression, epigenetic. The record is from RefSeq and is a predicted model, not a curated record. Gene Ontology annotation, molecular function: protein serine/threonine phosphatase activity; mitogen-activated protein kinase binding; cation binding. Lineage: Eukaryota; Metazoa; Chordata; Aves; Piciformes; Lybiidae.